CGCCUUGUGACGUUGCGGAUGGUUUCCCUGCCGUAGAACAACAUCGAAGAAGAAAAAGGCAGCGGUCGGGAAUCUGAUCGACGUGAGACGGAGAGCGAGGUGUUUUUUGUGUAAAAGUCUCGAAGUUUGGAAGUUGUUUUUUUUCUCCCCCCCAAAGAACGAUGUCGUCUCCCGACGAGCAACUUUGUGGAGCUCGACAACAGGACGACAUUUUCUUGGCUCCGGCUGCGUUGUUGUACACGGAAGACAACCAGAGGCUGACUGGUCGCCGAGAGGAACUUCCCCCCCGGCUGGAAGCAGGGAGCUCCGAUUUGGAGCGGAAGCGUCCACAGCCACCCCGCGGUAAAGAGGAGGAGCCCCAGCACCAACACAUCAAAGAGGAAGAGGAGGAGUUUGACGUCAGCGAGUUGCCACUGAACGUCGUCGUUGUGAAGAGCGAAGAUGAAGAAGACGAAACAUCCGAGUGGUCACAGCCUCACCAUCUCAGUCCAAGGGGAGGACCACCACCACCAGCAGACAACCUGUCAGCUCCACUGUCACAUAGCCAAGAGACAGAAGAACCUUUGACGAGCGAGGCACACUUCGGAGAUGGCCGAGAGGAACCUCCCCCUCAGCUGCCGGCGGGGAGCUCCAGUUUACGUCCGCAGCCCCCUUACACCAAAGAGGAAGCAGAGGAUCCGGAGCUUGUCCACGUUAAAGAGGAAGGGGAGGAGGUUGACGUCAGCACGUUGCCACUGAACGUCGUCGUCGUGAAGAGCGAAUAUGAAGAAGACAAAACACCCGAGUGGUUACAGGUUCACCAUCACUGUCCAAGGGGAGGACCACCACCAGCAGACAACCUGUCAGCUCCACUGCCACAUCGCCAAGACAUGAAAGAACUUUUGAGGAGCAGCACAGACUGCAAAGGUGACAAGAAACGCUUGAAAUGCUCUAUUGGUGGCGAAAGCUUUACCGAGGCAGGUAAGAUUAUGCGCAUAAAAACACACAGCAGCGAUAAAGGUUUUGGCUGUUCUGUUUGCGGGGAAACAUUUGCAGAAAAGGUCGCUUUGAUCGUACACAAAGUAACGCACACGGCAGAAAAUCCUUUCACUUGCUCAGUUUGCGCCAAGGUAUAUUUGAUCAAAGACUAUUUGAAUAAACACAUGAGAACGCAUACAGGAGAAAAACCUCACAGUUGCUCAGUUUGUGGUGAAAGGUUUGCUCACAAGGCCACUUUGAUAGCGCACACAGCGACACACACAGGAGAAAAACCUUUGACUUGCUCUGUUUGUGAUAAAAACUUUUCUUAUAAGUCCGAUUUGAAUAAGCACAUGAGAACACACACAGGAGAAAAACCUUUCACUUGCUCUGUUUGUGAUAAAAGGUUUUCUCAUAAGUCCGAUUUGACUAAGCACAUGAGGACACACACAGGAGAAAAACCCUUUAGUUGCUCAGUUUGUGGUGAAAAAUUUGUUCGCAAGGUCUCUUUAAUUGCGCACACAGCCACGCACACGGGAGAAAAACCUUUCACUUGCUCAAUUUGUGGCGAAACUCUCUCAUAUCGCCACAGUUUGAACGCACACAUGCGGAUGCACACGGGAGAAAAACCAUUUACUUGCUCAGUUUGCAGUGAAAGUUUUGCUCGAAAAGAAAAUAUGGUUGCACACAUGAGAAGACACACGGGAGAAAAACCUUUUACUUGUUCGGUUUGUGGGAAAAACUUUUCUCACAAGUCCGCCAUGAGUAGACACAGGAAGGCACAUGCGGAUGAAAAACCUUUCACUUGCUCAUUUUGCGAUGAGAGCUUUUUGAAGAGGUCCAGUUUGACGGCACACAUGCGUAAACAUAACGGAGAAUAAAUGCUUUCCUCCCAUGUUUGUGCUCAAAGAGGUGGACAUAACAGUCGAUUUCAGCAGUUGUUUAGAAUUGAUCAGUUGUGUGAUGAUUGAAGUGAAAAUGGAAAGCACCAUUCAGGGCAACUUUAAUCUGACCCGUAUUUAUAAAUCCGUUUUAAAAUAAUAGUUAAAAAUCAUAUUUUGGUUUGUAUUGUUUUCUGUUAACUUUACAACACAUUACUAUGUUAUCACAUUGAGUAUUUUGGAGUCUGAUUUGGGUUCUUGUAUUUUAAUUUGUUGUUGUUAUAUUUUGUUUUAUUAAUUGUCAGUCAAAUGCUUUGUUUGUGUGGUCACAAUGUUUGCAAUAAAGAGGA
This is a messenger RNA of Phycodurus eques (leafy seadragon), 2188 nucleotides long. Its product is annotated as gastrula zinc finger protein XlCGF57.1-like. The transcript is spliced from 3 exons. Lineage: Eukaryota; Metazoa; Chordata; Actinopteri; Syngnathiformes; Syngnathidae. Gene Ontology annotation, biological process: regulation of transcription by RNA polymerase II. Gene Ontology annotation, molecular function: DNA-binding transcription factor activity; RNA polymerase II cis-regulatory region sequence-specific DNA binding. The record is from RefSeq and is a predicted model, not a curated record. The coding region runs from base 162 to 1838 and encodes 558 amino acids.